Molecule: messenger RNA, 1198 nt
Organism: Prorocentrum cordatum
Lineage: Eukaryota; Dinophyceae; Prorocentrales; Prorocentraceae
Source: the annotation of a GenBank genome assembly
UUGGGCCUUCGGGUGGGCGCCAGCGUUGCACUCUGGAGCUCAGGGCGAGACCUCGCGCGCCACCGCGCGCUCUUUAGCGCGCCGGGGCGCGUCGGCGCGCGGAAGCAGGAUGGCGAUCCCUUGGCUGCCGAAGGAGACCUCCAGCCGCCUGCAUGAGAAGCCCCACGAGCUGGAGAACGUCAAGGCGACCUACCUGACGAGCUGCGCCUUCGUUGCCGGCUUCCUGGGCCGCGAGGACGGCAAGAGGCCCGCCUGGUUCCCCCGGGUGCGGCUGCUGCCGGUGAGCAAGCUCUCAGCCGACAUGCAGGAGCACCUGGCCAGCGCGUGCCACGUGAUCUGCAUGAAGACGCGGCAGGAGGCGACGCGGCUGGCCGAGACGCGAGCAGCGGAGCUGCGCUCCGAUGCCCCCCACCACCCCGCCCCGCCCCUGCCGCCCCGGCGCGUGGCGCGUGCCCCGCUCCAGGCGGGGAGGAACGGACUGGCGGGGGCCGCUGGUCCGGGCGAGUGCGCGCUCGUCUGGUCGAGCACCUCGGCGCGGCCGCAGACUUCGUGGCAGGCCGGCGUGCUCUGCACCCGCGUGCUCUGGCGGACGCUCUUCGCCGCCACGGCGGCCAAGGCGCCCGUCACGCAGUGUGCUGCUCCCGUGCUCUUCAUGGCCGCGUGCGAGAGCCUCAAGCACGCCUGCCGCCAGCUGCUCACCAAGGUGUGGCUGGAGGUGCAGCUGCAGUUCACUGCCAAGGUCAACAAGUACCGCAACAUGAAGAGCAGGCCGCCGUGGAAGGCUCUCGAGGCCAGGUCCCGCUCCCCCGCCGUUUCCCCUGCAGAUCCUGCAGGCAGGAUGGGCUUCGGGGGCUCCGCGGGCUCCUGGGAUGGUGGAGAGGACCGCGGGAGCGCCCAGAGGUCGGGCCCCGCUUCCCCGCCGCGUCCCUCUCAAGGCAAGAGGGCCAGGGGCUCCCUGGGCUCCUGGGAGCGAUGGGAGGAGGAGGAGGAGGAGGAGGAGGAGGAGGAGGAGGAGGAGGAGGAGGAGGACGAGGACGAACACGAGGACGAGGACGAGGAAGAGAAAGAGGACGAGGAAGAGGAGGAGGAGGAGGAGAAGGAGGAGGAGGACGAGGACGAGGAGGAGGAGGAGGAGGAGGAGGAGGAGGAGGAGGAAGACGAGCACGAGGACGAGGACGAGGUGAAGGGGGGUGGGUAG